Messenger RNA from Opisthorchis viverrini, 600 nucleotides. RefSeq lists its product as hypothetical. The record is from RefSeq and is a predicted model, not a curated record. The coding region runs from base 1 to 600 and encodes 199 amino acids. The transcript is spliced from 3 exons. Lineage: Eukaryota; Metazoa; Platyhelminthes; Trematoda; Opisthorchiida; Opisthorchiidae.
AUGAUGUUUUCUGGUCCUUUCUCACCAUGCAUAAAAAAGGCAUUCGCUGAGCCUCCUCCAAAUGACAUAUGGACGCACUUUUCGUUAUUCAGAGGAAGAUGCCAGUCCACCGACCACUGCUCUGCAGCGUCUACAUCCGUUUGGAGGGCACUGGCAUUGGAACUCCAGGAUUUCAAUUCGUCCGCAAAAGGUAGACAUGGACUUACUCGAGUUUGUGUAGCAGCAGGACGUGGGACCCUAUCAAGGGUACCUGGAGACCGUCGCCUCCGAGGGGAACUAAUUCUUACUUACGCCCUGUUUGAACAAAGCUUGGCAAACAGGUUGUGGUGCAAACACCAAGACGUUCGCCGACGGUUGACACCUGUGCUAGAGAGUGCACAUGCCCUUUCCAUUAAGCGAUGCGGCCCCCUGCAAUACACCUGUCCUUUGUAUAUGAAGAUCUGUCCGUUUCAAGCGGUAAGAACGAUUCUUCAUGCAUUUUUCAGCUUGAUUCCCACUCCACCAACGGUGGCUUUCGGAUUACAACCUAUCGGAAAAAGCUGUGCCCUAACAAUCGUUCCCAAACCACCGCCGACAGAUUUUGACGGCCUUCGUAAAUAA